AAAAGAUGAUGAGGUGGAAAACGAGCAAGAGAAACAGAAUGAAAGCGAAAAGGAAAUGGCUAAUAAAGCAGCUGGAAAAGAAGAGGAAAAAGUUUCAGGGAAAGAAGUUCAGAAUGAAGAAUAUGAGAGUUGAUACCAUAAUAACCACUGUCAUGGAGGAUAUCCACAGAGAUGAUGAAGUUUUAAAACAGAGAGAAGAAAAUUUGAAUAAGGAGAAAGUGGUUUCUCAAGAAGAUGAUGAAGUUUUAAAACAAAGAGAAGAAAAUUUGAAUAAGGACAAAGGGAAGAAGAUGGUUUCUCAAGAUCCUCCAAUGGAAAAGGAGAAAGUGGUCAGAACAACAAAGAAAAUUGUUGAAGCAAUGUGCUCUCCCUACAAUGUCAGAGCAGUGAAUCUGAAAGGAAAGCUGAAUAAAGAAGAGAGAGAAAUAAUGUACUGGUUGAUGGCAGAUGAAGAAAGUGAACAUUAUGAGGUAGUUUAUGAGAACGACAAGAUCACAUUGUUCAAGAUUGACUUCCACAGCCUUGCUCCACGUACAUACGUCAGGAUCAACAUCAUAGAUGCAUGGGUUGUGUUCCUCAACCACAAUGAAAAAUUCAAAUCAAAGGCAUCACCGAGUCGUCUUUUCAUCAACACCACACCUACGAUUUACAACAUUACUGCAAGGAGAUCUGGUUGGACUGAAGCAGAGAGUCGAGAAAGAUUUUGCUCAAACUUGAAUGAAUUUGUGUCAAAGAUUGAAAAUUUCAAAUGGGAAAAUUAUGACCUGAUAUUCUUUCCGAUCUGGGCGUAUGAACAUUAUUAUAUCAUCUGCUUCAAUCUCAAAAUGCAAAUGAUGGAUGUGAUUGACAAUUCUCUGGUUAGUGAAGAUUUACUUGAGAAGAAAUAUGAAGAUGCACCAAGUACUCUGAGAAAUUUCUUCCGAACUUAUCUUGGAAAUGGAGUCAAUCCAUCAAUGGGAAGAACUGUCAAACUGUCAAAAACCAGAUACAUGAAUAUGCCAUGGCAGAACGAUACAAAUAAAGUUGACUGUGGAAUUUAUGUGAUGCGCCAUUUGGAGACUUACAUGGGUGGUCCUGUUCGUAACUGGAAUUCGGGUUUAACGAAGAAGGGAACAGAGUCUUUCAUAAAACUCCGUGCCAGAUAUACUGAAGCAUUGCUUAUUGGAGAUACUAACAAGAAGGCUUUUGAGACACUUACAAUGAUAAAGAAGAAGUUUGAGAAUGACAGCAAAAAAGGAGAAAUUGAUGUUGAAAAGAUGAUCAGAGAAUUUGAACCCCUUGUAUACUAACUUAUAUGACUUGAUAAUAGCGUUUUGUAAUAGUGGUUUCGAAUAUAAUCACCCAAAAUUAUCAUUUUA
Molecule: messenger RNA, 1358 nt
Organism: Salvia hispanica
Lineage: Eukaryota; Viridiplantae; Streptophyta; Magnoliopsida; Lamiales; Lamiaceae
Source: RefSeq, a predicted model, not a curated record